Notolabrus celidotus (New Zealand spotty) is the source of this 5395-nucleotide messenger RNA. Its product is annotated as mitogen-activated protein kinase kinase kinase 12-like. Gene Ontology annotation, molecular function: ATP binding; JUN kinase kinase kinase activity. NCBI's taxonomy places the organism in Eukaryota, Metazoa, Chordata, Actinopteri, Labriformes, Labridae. The transcript is spliced from 14 exons. The record is from RefSeq and is a predicted model, not a curated record. The coding region runs from base 559 to 3411 and encodes 950 amino acids. Gene Ontology annotation, biological process: JNK cascade; protein autophosphorylation.
GCACAAGAGCAGCCUGACGCGCACAGUAACCCGUUUACCUGCGGUUGUUGUCCCGUGUCUCACCGGGCUGAGCUCUCCACACUGCGUUUCUACUCUGAUAGGAGGACCCCAUCACUGCCUGCCCCCUACACUACCCCUCCCAUCCUCCUCUCCUCUCUCUCUCUCUCUGCACAGUCGUGUUUACUAUAGGUGAGUUAGCCUGUAUAUAAAUUCCUGAGUGUGCGCAGAUCGCACCCUGAAGAGGAGAGUGGAAAAGAAGAAGAAGGAGGAGGUGUAGGGAGCUUUGAAAACAAGCGAGAACCGAGAGAGAAGAGCUGUAGCUGUGUUUACUGCGCGCAGGUGGAGAAAACGCAGAUUUCCAGGGCGGAGGAAGAGCACUGGAUGCAGAGAGGAGGAAGACGAAUAACGUGGAUGCUACAAGGAGAUUUACUUAGGUGUCUUUUAUUACAUUACAAUCUCAACUACAACGCGGAAUACGCUUUUGCAGCAGCGAUGAACGUCAGCUGUCGGAAUUAAGGCCUCCAGUUCUCUCACUCCUCUGGUGACAGCAAGCCCACCAUGGCGCUUAUUCAUGAACCUCGUGCCCCAUCUCCGUCCCUCUCCGGCUUCAACUCACCCCUGUCUGAUCCCCCGUCCUUUCGCGGCCUCGAUGCCGUGACACCAUGCACCCCUGAAAUGGACUUGACCCCGACUCAGUGCGUCCUCCGCAACGUCCUCUCCAUAGACACCGGAGGGGCUGUGGAACCUGGAGGCGGUGGAGGAGGAAGAGGAGGGGGAGGAGAAGGAGACGGGCAGACUCCUGGACACAACCAAACGCCAGGCGAGGAACAACAGGAGCACUUUGCCAAUAGUGUGCUGAAGCUCCAUGAGCAUGAUGGGAGUCCUGGACGGACGGAGGGAGAGGGGCAGGAGCAGGACGGCAGUGCGGUCAGGAGCCAGGCGGGUGAUGCUAGGUUACAGUGCCAGUCCACAGGAGGGGGAGGAGGGUUUCUGGAGGGCCUGUUUGGGUGUCUGCGACCCGUCUGGACCAUGAUUGGGAAAGCUUAUUCAACGGAGCACAAACACGACCUGGACGAGGCGUGGGAGGUCCCCUUCGAGGAGAUAUCUGACCUGCAGUGGGUGGGCAGUGGAGCUCAGGGUGCUGUCUUUCUGGGCAAACUGCAUGGACAGGAGGUGGCAGUAAAGAAAGUGCGAAACAUCAAAGAGACGGACAUCAAACACCUACGCAAGCUCAAGCAUCCCAACAUCAUCACCUUCAAGGGUAUUUGCACCCAGGCUCCAUGCUAUUGCAUCCUCAUGGAGUACUGCGCUCAGGGACAGCUAUAUGAGGUGCUGAGAGCGGGCAGGAAGAUCCAUCCGUCCCUGCUCAUGGACUGGGCCAUGGGCAUCGCUGGGGGGAUGAACUACCUUCACCUCCACAAGAUCAUCCACAGAGACCUCAAGUCACCAAACAUGUUGAUCACAUAUGAUGACUCAGUGAAGAUUUCUGAUUUCGGCACAUCCAAAGAGCUCAGUGACAAGAGCACAAAGAUGUCAUUUGCCGGUACGGUGGCCUGGAUGGCCCCAGAAGUCAUACGCAAUGAGCCCGUCUCAGAGAAGGUGGACAUUUGGUCAUUCGGUGUCGUGCUGUGGGAGAUGCUGACAGGAGAGGUGCCAUACAAGGACGUGGACUCUUCAGCUAUCAUCUGGGGAGUGGGAAACAACAGUCUGCAGCUGCCAGUACCUGACGGCUGUCCAGACAGCUUCAAACUGCUACUCAGGCAAUGCUGGAACUGCAAGCCAAGAAACAGGCCUUCGUUUCGACAGAUUCUCCUGCACUUGGACAUCGCCUCUGCAGACAUCCUGUCCACACCACAAGAAACUUACUUUCAGUCUCAGGUGGAGUGGAGAGACGAGGUGAGGCAACACUUUGAGAAGAUCAAGUCAGAGGGGACGUGUCUUCACAGGUUGGAUGAGGAGCUGAUCAAAAGACGCAGAGAGGAACUCAGACAUGCUUUGGACAUCCGGGAGCACUACGAGAGGAAACUGGAAAGAGCCAACAAUCUCUACAUGGAGCUCAACGCCAUCAUGCUGCAGCUGGAGAUCAAAGAGAAAGAACUACUCAAGAGGGAGCACUCGCUGGACAAGAAGUACCCGGGCUGCUUCAAGCACCACAGCUCCAGACAGUCCGCCUCCUCCAACUCCAUGGAGAAACUCAUGAAGAAGCGCAAUGUACCUCAGAAACUGCCAUCACACAGCAAGAGGCCAGACCUACUAAAGUCUGAGGUCAUCCUCCCCAAACUGGACUCUUCAAUGACCCAGGUCACAAUCCCAAACAAGGGCUCUACCUCACCCGGUCGCACACGCCGUGGAAAACCCCGUUACAGAAAGGCUGGGAAAGGCAGCAGCGGGGAUCUUGCUCAGCUGAAGGCUACUCUCUCCUCCUCGUUGGCAAUGGUCAAUGCCACCACCUCUGUUCCCAGCAGCAAGCAGCACCUUGACCCCAGUGCAGCUCUCAGGGGCCUGCAGCACGACCUGCUGCUCAAGAAGAUGUAUUCCUCGAGCCCGGAUCUCAUUUCAACCACUUUAGAGGCUGAAGGGCGUAGGAAGGGGCAGCUCAGGCCAGGACUUGACAGAGCGGGGAGUCAGAGCGCCUCAGCUGGUCUGGGGGAGAGUAGAAGGACUGAAGGGCCAGAUGAAGGUCCAGAUGUGGGUGCAGUGACUGAUGACCUGGCAGAUACGCCUCCACGCAGUGACACGCCCAGCGAAGAUGCAGCUUCUAUCCCAUUCUCCAGCAGCCCAGACUCACCAUGUGGCAGAGGGGCGGCCGCGGGGAGGGCGUCUGUGCUGGGGAACUCUCGUGUCUCCCACGAUGGAGAGGAGAAGGAAGAGGGGACGGUGAUCACUCGCUCACCAAGGAGUCAACGUCUCACUCCUGCAGCUCUGCUCUACAGGGCAGCCGUCACACGCAGUCAGAGACGUGGACUGUCAUCAGAGGAAGAAGAAGGAGAGGUGGACAGUGAAGUGGAGUUGCCAAGGAGACGGCGUCCCGUGAGCAUAACCAAGUGCCAGUCCCUGUCCACCUUCAGCUCGGAGAACUUGUCUGUCUCGGACGGCGAGGAGGGAAACACUACAGACCAUUCCCACAGUGGCACCCCAGACGUGGUCAGCACCAACACCGACGAGCGUCUGGAUGACAAGAGCGAUGACCUGCUGUCUCAGGGCUCGGAAAUUCCCGCCGACCCGUCUGACCCAACCCAGCUGGGAUCUGACGGGCUGUCUGAGAAGGAGGCCAUCCUGAGACAAGUCAAGACCCAGCUUGCUAGUAACGACCAUAAUUAUGAGGGCCUGUAUGAUGACUCUGAUUGUGACAGUGCAGAGUUGGAUCAUUCCGGCAGUGCAGAACCUAGCCAACCCCCCACCAACUGGUAAAAAUCUGACCCUUCAGUCCCCUCAGCUGAUGCAGAUGAGGCCUGUGAAUGUCUCUUUUGCUCUUACAGACCUUAUAAUCCAUGAGCCAUGAUCAGGGACGUUGCACAGAGGCAGUAAAUGAGGGUCUGCUUCCCUUUUAACUAGCUGGAACUCAAAACAAAACCUUGGUGAGUGUUCUCAAAACCCAGAUACCCUUGAGGAAAAAAAAAAAGAAAAAAAAAGAAAAUCCCUUUCCUUUUGGGAUAAAUGAAUCACACUCAUGUGGAAAAAGCUGAGUCUUGAUAGAAACUGGCCUGAGAGCAGCUCUGCAGUUAGAAGGGCCUUCUGCCUGACUGGCUCUUGUCAUCUUCUGUCUCAAGUUGUGUUUUUAUCUCCAUCACUGAAUUGUGUCAUAAUAAUUCUUAUCAUUUCAUAUGAAGGACAGUAAUAUUAAAUCCUAUCAGGGCAUUUCUUAUGGUGUUUUUGUUGACAUUUAUUGCACUUAAUUUAUGAAAAGUACUGAUUUCCUCCUCAUCGUUGUGUCAUACUUGAUUCACUUAAUUUUCCGAUUAUGCACUGAUUAAUUUAAAGGUUGUUUUUUUUUUACAGUGAAUUCAAUAUUCUUCAGAAAUGUUUACAUUUUAAAUGUUUUAUUUAUAUUUCUAACACGGAUUCUGUUUCCACUUUCUACUCCUGUGUUGAAAUGUCAAUGUAAAUAUGUGAUGUUGUAAAAUGAACAAAUUUUUUAAAUGUGAGAUUGUAUAAUUUAAAGGUGCUGAUGUUUCUAAUUAGGUGGCGCUACUCUAUUUGAACCUCAAAAAGCUUAUUGAUGGUAGAAUGUACUGUAGCUGCUGUUCAUGUCCGAGCAUCGAAACACAGAUGAAAGAGGAACAACACUCGAACAAAGAAAAAAGCAAUAUGUCUGCUCUGGUAGAGUGUGUGAUGUCAAGACACAAAGCAGGAGAUAAACAGUGUGGUUGAUUCAGGGCAGAUGGGCUUUUUUUAAAUGAAAGUAUUGCAGUGUUUAUUAAAUUGAAACGUAAUGCUAGUUUAAAAAACCCUUUCUGAGGAUGUGAGGUUUUUAAAGCAUCAGAACAGCAUGACUCUUCAUAAGUGUGGUCACUGUUUGUGACUCAGCAAAAUAACACAAUAGAUCCAUCCAUAGGGAAAAAAAAUCUACGUCAUCGAAAUGGUCCAGAGUAAUGGCUGAAGGCAUGUGGAGGAUGACACAGCAAAACAGAUUUCAGAACAACUGAAUUUGUUAAGACAACUUUGCUAGACUUGUGGCCACAUGUUAGCAGGCUGGAGCCACAUACAGAACAGAAAAGAUGAUUGAAUUUUAGGAUAUUUAAGAAAACGUAAGUGGCACACAUUCCUUUUAUUCUUGUAAUGGUAAGUACAUAGAUUUCAAAUCACUAUAGGUUUUAUUUCUGGAGGAAGUGCAACUAAAGAUGACAAUUAACCUUUAAAAUGUUCAACCAACCCAUAGAAUGUAUGUAUCAGCUGUCGUGUCCUCACUGGAUGAAACCAGCCAGUCAUAUCUUCACUCAUGUGUAAGGGCUCCUUCACAAAAGGUGGCGUCAAAGAUGUUUUUGAUGAAUUUGUGUCCAUUGACAAGACUCUUAAUGUGCAUGUGAUUCAAUCUGACUGUACUGCAGCUGUUAAUUCCUGUUACGUUAAUCUCUGACCAGUCAGGUCCCACUCAAUAAGCUAGAAAUGGCAGCUUCUAUUUUUGUUAUCAGGUGUUAAAUUGUCAAUUUGUAGGAAGUUUUAAAACUGAUUGUGUCCCCAAGGUUUCAAGCUAGAAAUCCUCCUGCAGGAUAAGAUGUUGCCAAAAAGCAAAACUACUGCCCUCUAGUGUCUCGAUUGAGGAGGUACUUCUGUUUCCCAUGCUGAUCAUACAACACUAUAUAGACUGACACGUUUGCUUUUGAUACUGCAUCAUUGUAACUGUACAAUAAAUAUAUUUAAGAAACAGUUUAAAUAAAACAAACCUGCAAAGUCU